GAGAAAUCGGAGCAGUGCUCGUUUGGCCGCGCGGCGAUCACCAUGUUCGGCUUGUACAACAAAAUGCAGGCCCGCAAGGCGGCCGCCGCCGAGGGCCGGCCGUCCGACCUCGAGCUCACCGGCCACGACCGCUUUUGCCAGCUGCAAGCGGCCAAGAACAACAUUCCGCGCCGGCAGAGGCGCCGGGCCGCCUACUGCAGACGCACCCAGUCGGCCGCCGAGUUCGACGGCCGCGCCCUCAGGGCGGCCAUCCACUCCGCCUCCACCCCCAGCCCUGGACACUCGCCCAGGAACAGUCCCAGCAUGUUUGACCCUGAACCACACGACCGCAGGAGUUGGAUGCGAGCCUCCAGUAUGGAGGAGGUGGGGGAGCACUCGAUGCUGCGGGGUGCGGAGGCGGUGGUCGAGAGCAGGCCACGCGUACCAGCGCUCGUGCGUCUUUUGGGCUGCGUAACAAUCAACAACAGCGGUGGCAGCUCCAGGGAGAGCUUGGCCAAUUCUCCACCCUGCGAACCCAGGCACGGCAACGGGCGGUACGAGUACUCGGCGUUGGAGGAUGACGGCCACCAGCAGGAGAGACUGGAAAUGGAGAGCAAGGCGCAGCGCUCGGCCACCAGAGACAAAGCCAAUUUCAAGUGUCAACAGUACCUGUACGGUUCGAACAGAUACGUCUUUGUCGAGCAGCUCAGUGACAUUGGCUCUCGCCUGGAGAAGCACUGGUUUGUGGUGCGGGACACGUCGAUCAAGACGGAGCGACUGUUGAGUCUUCUGCAGGUCAGAAGUUCGAGCAGCCCCCUGAACUACACGCAGGCGAGCAGGGAGACCUUGCAGGACUUGUUCGUCUCCCUGCAGCACCCCUACAUCUACCCCGUGCUGGACGUCGACUUUGCCGAGCUCAGCGGCAAAAAUCAAGUGAUCACGGUGCUGCCACUCAACCAGAAAGGCAGCCUCAAAGACUUCAUUUACAAAAGCAACUGGCAAGAAGACUGGGGAAUGAAGUACGCCCAGCGCAAUUCGGGCAUGCCGGCGGCCCAGGUCCAGAGGAUUGGAAGGCAAAUCUUGGAAGCUCUCAACUUCCUGAAAGAAAGAGGCUUUCCUUCCUACGGCCACCUCCACUCGGGAAACAUCAUCCUGCAAAACGGCGCUGCCAGAUUGACCGGCCUGGAAAACACUCUGCUCGGCCUGUCCUCCAGAGUGCACCCAGUAAUUUGGAGCAGAGCCAGAUCCGAUCCGUCCGCAUUGGACUCAAUUUGUUUUGGACACGUCCUGUUCGAGAUGUGCGCGGGAUACGAACUGUGCACCCCUCAGCCCACGCCAGGCCACUUGUUGGACAUCCAAAAAAACCCACAAGCAAUCAACAUGCUAGAAUACAUUUUCAACAAUCCCAGUGGAAAAAUUCCCUCCAUAAAAGAAAUAGCAGCGUGCGAUUUUUUCAGAAACAUUGACCUGCGGGAAAUGCGGGCAAUGCCUUUACCACAAACCUUUCAACCCAAACUGACUGAGUCGGUAAUUGAAUUGCUCACUGCUGUCAGGCUGCAUCAAUCAGGAAGCAGAAGAAAUUCGAGAGCUCAGUCGGCUUCAACGUACGAGUCGGUGGUGCCAGGAGGUUCGCCAGGUCACAGUCGAAGGAGCAGUGUUUCAUCCUCUUGCAGUAGCACUAGCAGUCCCUCAUCGUCAGCCGCCUCUUCGGAGGCGGGUGCUGCCGCCGUUCGCCAGCAGCGAGCUGCCGCCGGACCCGCCACCCCCGGCCUCGGCCAGCGUGCUGAUGGGGGUGCGCCGCCAGCCGCCCAAGGUGCCCCCGAAGGCGCCCCAGAGGAAGGAGUCGGUCUGCUUGGUGGCUGCCCUGGCGGAUCACCACUCUCGGCCUCCGCCUCCUCCCUUUACGCAACUCCCCACGCUUCAAUGAGCCUGCUGCUGUUGUCCGCCUGCAGCCUGGACACCGCCUCCGUCCUCACGCCCGAUAACGAGGAAAAUUCUGCCAUUCCCGUCGUCGAGGACGAAACGGCUGCCCGGCUGUCGCCCUGCUCCACCUCCAAGGAGCACCGAGGGCUGAGUCUGCAUCUGAGCCACCAGCACGCCGCGCAUGUCCUGCAGCAACGGCCACCCAACGGCCCCGUCAGCACGCCCGAAAAUGCGAAAGCAGUGACCACGUCCUGUCUCACUCGUCGCCUCGCCUCGCAUUAACUUCCUCUCGAAAGUUUCAAUUAAUUCCAUACCUCGAUUCACACACACACCAAGAUGAUGACACUCAAAAGCAACACCCAAGCAGUACACACACACAUGAUGUUUACGUAGUAGUUCGAUAAGUUAGAGCAGCUUUUUAUAAUUAUAUUCUUGUGACAUAUCUGCACGACUCUUUUUCCGCCACACAUAAACACACUGAUGACGAAAUUUUAUACUGUUUGAUUCCUAUCCAUUUUCUCAAGGCACCACGAUUUAUUUUGCAUAUUCAUUUCAUCAAACGUUUUGUUAUAUAGGAAAGUAAAGAUCAGAGACAUUUCUAUGAGACUAAUCGUUUGUGAAGCAACGCAACAAUCAAGAUCUUUAAAGUGGAAUGAGACAGGGCAACCAUUAAAAAUUAUUUGAAUUGUUGGACGCCACAAACAACUGAUCGAUAAACUAUUUGCAACAAUAAAAAAGGACCUUCCUUCAGUAAAAAUUCAAAUUUUGCCAAUUUUCUCCAAAAUUUACUGUGCUCGAACAUAUUUUCUUGGCAUAUUCCGGUUCCUCUCGUCGAGAUCUGUCCAACGGUGUCUGCCACUUAUUGGGGAAACUCUUAGUUUUGAAAUUAAAUCGGAAUUCAAGUAAGGAGACAGCCAUUGCCAUUUGAAAAGCACGCUAACUUUCCGGCCGAUUUUCUCAAAAAAUUACAGUGCUUCUUAGGUCAAUUUAGGCUUUAACUGAAUCCUAAGGGACGAGUUUAUGCAUUGGCAACAAGCAUUUUCCAGGCUUUUGCAAUAUCAUUCCUCUUUAAUUUUUGAAAUAAUCAACUAUAAAAGAAAACAAUUAAAAUUUUCUAAAUUGUUGCCCUGUAUCAAUCCAAAUAAAACACUGAUUCUUUUCGAUGCUUGUAGCUUAUUUGCAUCAUUUCCAAAACUGACAUUGAAUCAUUGAACAGCACAGUCAAUAUUUACUUCUGCAUAAAAACCUUUUACUAACUAAA
Messenger RNA from Cloeon dipterum, 3163 nucleotides. RefSeq names its product slowpoke-binding protein-like. Bases 43 to 2184 code for a protein of 713 amino acids. The record is from RefSeq and is a predicted model, not a curated record. The transcript has 11 exons. NCBI's taxonomy places the organism in Eukaryota, Metazoa, Arthropoda, Insecta, Ephemeroptera, Baetidae.